Messenger RNA from Colletotrichum karsti, 1047 nucleotides. RefSeq names its product short chain dehydrogenase reductase. The transcript has a single exon. The record is from RefSeq and is a predicted model, not a curated record. Lineage: Eukaryota; Fungi; Ascomycota; Sordariomycetes; Glomerellales; Glomerellaceae.
CUGCGAUCCGCCCCAAAGCGAUGGAGCGAGGAAGCAGCUGGUAUGGGUGGUAAGUCAGAAGUGCUGCCCAUCGAUCAGAACCUCAUCUUCAACUUUGACCCCUUGCAGAUCUUCGGUGGGACUGGACACAUGGGCAGGUCCCUUGUGAAAUCCGCCUUGUCCCAUGGGGAUUUGGUUACCUCGGUUGGCCGAGUCUUCGAGACGAGUCCUGAAGAUAUGGCUGCGCAAGAUAACGACAGCUGCCUGGGACUCUUAUGUGACGUGCGAGCCAGAGACUCGGUUGCGCGCGUGAUAGACCGCACCCUGAACCAUUUUCAGCGAGUUGAUGUUAUCGCCAACUGUUCAGGCUACGGUGUGAUUGGUGCUUGCGAAGACCAGGACGAGCACGAAAUUCGCAACCAAUUCGAGACAAACUUCAUGGGCACCCUCAACAUCAUCCAGGCCAGUUUGCCCUACUUUCGCCAACAAAGCGCCGGCCGUUAUCUUAUUUUCAGCUCUACAUCCGGCGCGCUUGGUGUGCCUGGCCUAGGUCCGUACUGUGCCACCAAGUACGCCGUCGAGGGUCUUAUAGAGGCCAUGCUGUAUGAGAUAGAUUCCUUCAACGUCAAAGCAACCCUGGUCGAACCAGGAUUCGUGCGGAGAGAUGAGCCGGACACAACGGCGGCACCUUUGCCAACAUGGGGUCACUUCCUCAUCAAACCAGCGAGCGAAGCCUACGCUCAAGCAACAUCGCCGGCUCUCCACGCCAAACGAAUGGUCCAAUGGCUCGGGGAUCGGCAGCCGACGAGCGCCGUCAAGUGUGCUGAACUUGUUUGGCAGUUGGCCCACUGCUCAUACCCUCCACUGAGGUUGCUUCUUGGGAGUUACGCCAUUGAGAGUAUCCGUGACAGACUACGAUCCGUGACCGAAGAGCUUGAGGAUUGGAAGCACUUGAAUUUCCCCAUUUCUCCCGAGGCUGGUGUCGAUGGUGAAGGGAAGGAUAGCAGGCCUGAUCAGGAUGAGAGCAUGGUUGACUCCCAGGACACACAAAGUCAAGUUACGACAUGA